This is a messenger RNA of Ceratina calcarata, 4608 nucleotides long. It is a transcript of the gene MBD-R2, whose product is annotated as PHD finger protein MBD-R2. The transcript has 16 exons. The coding region runs from base 310 to 4407 and encodes 1365 amino acids. Gene Ontology annotation, molecular function: DNA binding. Gene Ontology annotation, cellular component: NSL complex. Gene Ontology annotation, biological process: regulation of transcription by RNA polymerase II. Lineage: Eukaryota; Metazoa; Arthropoda; Insecta; Hymenoptera; Apidae. The record is from RefSeq and is a predicted model, not a curated record.
GUAGUAAAUGAAAAAUCGGGGGAUGACGCCAUGCAUCGCGUGGACGUAAUACUCGAUUACUCGUGCUGAUAUCGAAGUUUCAUGCGAUUCCUCGUUGAAUAUCGCUGAUCGAUUAGUGAGAUACCUACGUAAUCGUGCCAGUUUGGUGUUUUUGCGAACGUCGAAGCAUUCGAGUUUCUUCCCAGUUAGAAAAGUGCGUGUCAAAGUGGUUGCCGCACGAUCGUUCGUCCCGUACUUAUGUUUCGUUUCCACAUACACGUUGGGUAAUGUGUUUCCGCGAUACGUUGCUAUGUAGCACCGGCGUGAACGAUGCGGCGGCGUAUACCGCGGUCGCAUGUUAAAAGGAUGCCGCCUACGGGAGCGAUGAGAAUGGCGCGCAAAUGUUGCGUGCGUAACUGCGAGGCCGACGUGCAGGAUGCGCGUGCUAGAGGGUUGCCGCUACACAAAUUUCCGAAAGACACCGGCCUGAGGAACAAAUGGUUGGCCAGCGGCGGUUUCGACGAGAGCUUCAAGCCUUCGCCGGCCCAAUUUAUUUGUCACAGACAUUUUAAACGAGCCGAUUACGAAGCCGCUAAAGGACAGAAAUUACUUCUGCGUAAAGGCAGCGUUCCCUCGGUGUUUUCCAACUACGAUAAUCAUCCCGAUCCUGUAAUUAUGUCUGUGAAAUCGUCAACUUCGUAUGCUCAAGAAGAUUUAGAUCUUAUCAAUUCUGAGAUUUUAAACUUGGAACAAUCUGUACCUCAGUUAAAUUCAGAUGCCAGAACACCAAAGUCUGAUAGCUGCGAGGAAACUUGUUCUUCUCGACCGGAAUCAUCAAUUGACUCCUUCAAUUUGUUGGAUUCAACAGACGUAGUCGACAAUGGAUGUAAAACUUCAAAUUCGAAAGAGACUGAAUCUACUGCGAAACAGGAGUCAGAGAUACAAGUAAAUACUGUGGCAGUACAAUUAGGAAUUGUCGAGUCUAAUGAUAUAAAACACACACAAAAGGAUUUAACUGUUAAAGAAGAAUUGAAAACUAUUAAAGUGGAAGAAAAAAAAGUGUUUGACAAACCAGAAGAAUUGAAGCCAAAAAUUUUUAAUAGAGGCGGAUUGAAAUUUUUUCCUGGAGCCAAAUUAGAAGCAAAGGAUUUCAAUGAAAAAUGGUAUACAGCAAAGAUCGUUGAAACUGAUUGGGAUGAAAGGGAAGUGCUGAUACGUUUCGACAAAUGGAGUACGAGAUUUGAUGAAUGGAUACCUAUGGAUAGUUCUAGAUUGCGUGUAUUGCAAACACAAUCAAACGAACAAAUCUGGAAUGUGCCAUCUCCGGAAGCAAAAAUGAAAGACUUUUCAGUGGGAGAAAGGAUACUUGCUACGUGGGCCGACGGCAGAAAGUACCCAGCGAAAGUGAAUGCCGUGUUGGGAAACGAUAGGUACGAUGUUCUGUUUGAUGAUGGAUACGCGAAGACUAUUAAAUCGUCGAAAAUGACAAAAAUCGCUAAUACAUCGACAAAGCAAUCUAGUCAAAACGAAGAUUACAUAGGAAGCAAACAGGAAAGGAGAGACAAGAAAAGGAAGCAUACAGUAAUGGAGUUGUUUCAUACGCAUUCUAGAAAACGUUCAAAAAAUGAUGCAGAUAAAUCAGCAAAAAAGGAAGCAGCCCCAGUUAAUGAUAAUGGAGACUAUUUCUCAUUGUCAGAUAAUAAAAUCGAUUUGGAUGGUACCAUGUUUGGAGCUUGUUAUGAUCCAGGCACAGAUUUGUUAAGGGGAUUUGAUACUAACGUAUCGAAAAUGAAAACUUUACCUAAGAAGAAUAAAAAAGAGAUACCUAAGGUCGAGGUAGAUCAGUCAGAUGAUGUGGGACCUGAAUGGAUAGAUGGAGAGCCUCAGGGGACCGAAUCUUACAUAGUAGAUGGGAAUGAUGGACCACGUCGUUCGAUAAUAGUUGAAGAUAAACGAUUACCACCCGGAUGGCAGAAGCAUUUUACUCAAAGAAAAGCUGGUACCUCUGCUGGAAAGUGGGACGUCUUAUUUCUUCAUAAAUCGACUGGGAAGAAAUUUAGAUCUAGAAACGAUAUUAGGGUGUUCAUGGAAAAUCAGGGUCAGUUCGAUUUCGAUCCUGAGAAAUUCGAUUUUUGUAUUCAUCGAAAAAAGAGAAAUCAAAACCAAAAAGUAAAACAAGAAGUUGUCGCUGAAACCCCCAAAAAGAUCAAGACUUUAUUACCUAAAUCGAAGGCAACACCAAUAACUGAUAAUUCAUUGGCAAUUCCUCCCAAUAUACCUGUUACAACUUUAGUCUCUUCUUCGACUACGUCGAUUACAGAUGGUGGAGUAAUAUAUUCUGUUUUUAUCGGUGGACUUCGAGUAGAAAUGGAGGAUAGCGCUUAUAAAUGUCCGAAAGAGGGAUGUAAUAAAACAUUUAGGAAGGAAAACCUUUUGCAGAUGCAUAUAAAACACUAUCAUCCAGAGUACUCGAAAUUUUUGGGGUCCACACCGAAUGUUGCUGAUCUGGCUUAUGCGAGGACGAUCGGAGAGUCGGUCGAAGAUAUUAUACCGAAAAAAUCGAAUAAUCUGUUAGAAAAAUGUAACAAACUUGGCAAAAGAAAAUCUAUUCAAGAUAAAUUAUAUGCUUCAUCGCCCUCGGUGGCGAGUACUACUGCGCCUGUGUCGCCGACAAUAGUUGGACCGGUAGUAGAGACAGAGGACGAAGUGGACCAAAUAGAAAGAUGCAACGAUGUACAAACAGAAGACAUCAGGAUGGAUAGAAUGUCUCCAACUUCUAGUCACAGUUUAGAUAUGGACGAUGAAACUGAUAAAAAACGAGACGACACGUGUGCUAUGUCGCCUAGUACGUUAUUCGAUAUGAAAGUCAGAGAAGAAAAAACGCAAAGCGGCAUUAAAACUCUUCUCCCAGUGAGACCAGCUGUAGCUUCAGAUGCACAGAGAAUCGACAGAUCAAAAUCUCUGGAUGAAACUCAUAUUGAUAAAAUGAAAGGCCAAAGGAAACGACAGUUAUCAGAAUAUAGCUCUGAUUUGUUAAACAGGAGUAAGAAAAGACACGGCAUUCAAGAAUAUACUGAUGAAUAUGGUGAUAUGGAUGAUAGUGGUAUGGACACGGAAGGUCCUACUACGCUCAUGUACAGAUAUAGUCGCAGAAAAUCAGAUUCAAGAAGUGAUGAAAACAGUCAGAGUAGUCAACUAAACGAUUCUCGUGUUGAAAAAGAUGAUCCCUUGAAAGGGGAUGGUAAAAAAGAUACAGUUGACGGGGAAGAUAAUGAAGGUGUAAUGAUGAUGAUUAAUGGCGAAAUGGUAAAAGUGGAACAGCUUCGUAGAGAAGAGAUAAUCAAUUGCACUUGUGGAUACAUGGAGGAAGAUGGUUUAAUGAUACAAUGUGAUCUUUGUCUGUGUUGGCAACACGGUCAUUGCAACGCAAUAGAAAGAGAAAAGGAUGUACCUGAAAAAUACGUUUGCUACAUUUGUCGGAAUCCGUAUCGGCAACGACAAUCCAAAAAGUAUUUCCAUGAUCAAGAUUGGAUAAAAGAAGGAAAACUGCCAACAUUGCCCAAUCGAACGAAAAAUCAGCAUCGAGUUAACGAAAGGACAGCCAUGUUAAAGCGUUCUUACGAUUUGAUUGCUGCUCUUCUACACAUACAACAAGUUUUGCACAGUUUACGAGUGAAGAUUAAUGUCGCACAAAAAAAGGAUCAUCCAAAAUUAUACCUUUGGGCCAAAAAUUGGGAGAAGAUUGAAGUAUUAAAACCAAGUACAUCGCCAGUACCAAUCAUGGAAGUCGCGAAAUCGGGAAAAGAUUUUGUGGAUAUACCUAGCGAUGUCGACAUAAAGUUAGAAACAAAAUUCACUUUGAAAGAUGAUCCUGAUGAAAAAUCGAUAGCGUCGGAUUCGGAACUAAUGAAAAUAUUAGAAGAAGAUAACGCAGCUAUGGAUGAAUCGAAAGUUACACCUAAGAAAGAAGAACUUGAACCUCAAAGUAAGAGUCACAUUCUUCUCGAUGCCCUUGCAAAGAAUGAUACCUCUGAAGGGAAGUUGAAAAAUUCAUUACCUUCAGAGGUGAAAAUGGAUACAGGUCUGUUGACUAACGAAAGUAACGUGUCUGAAAAUAAUGUAUCGACGUCGACGAAUCAUGAAGAAAUGAAUGAUAAUGAAUUGUCGACACCAUUGCAACCCUUUAUACCGCAACCAGAAGCGCCGAUUGACCCAGGAGAAUGCCGGAUGAGAUUGUUAGAACACAUAGAAGAUUUUCAAAAUCAUAUAGACGCAAGAUUGACAUAUAUCGAGGCACAAGUUUGUGCAUUGGAAACUAUGGAUCCUGAAGAUUUACCUACCUCAGAUGUUCAGCCUCGAACUAAACAAACGAUUCAGAUGCUUCUCCGUGAUUUAAAUACAGUUCGAAAACUAGCUGCUUUAUGUUGAGUACAAAUUACAUAGUUAAAAAAUCUGUUUAAAUAAAAUCUAAUUUACGUUUGUAAAAAUUCUUACGCAAGUCCCAGCGUUGCUUUCAUGAUCUUGAUUGCUGCUGAAGGGAUCUUAUACUUCUACUAAGGCCUGUAAUCAGAAAUAUCAGGUGAUUGUUUUAUAUUGUAUAUAUUAUAAAUAUAUAAAAAUUUCAAGAUA